This is a messenger RNA of Mercurialis annua (annual mercury), 1151 nucleotides long. Its product is annotated as transcription initiation factor IIB-2. Gene Ontology annotation, molecular function: TBP-class protein binding. Gene Ontology annotation, cellular component: transcription preinitiation complex; nucleus. Gene Ontology annotation, biological process: DNA-templated transcription initiation; transcription preinitiation complex assembly. The coding region runs from base 104 to 1042 and encodes 312 amino acids. The transcript is spliced from 7 exons. The record is from RefSeq and is a predicted model, not a curated record. Lineage: Eukaryota; Viridiplantae; Streptophyta; Magnoliopsida; Malpighiales; Euphorbiaceae.
CGCCUAUAAAUAACCCCCUCUUUAUUACCGACCUUCCAUUAUUUCCCCUGUCCAACACAAAACCGCAACACUUGAAAACAAAAACAGAACAGAAAACUCUACAAUGGGAGAUGCGUAUUGUUCGGAUUGCAAGAAGCAAACGGAGGUGGUAUGUGACCAUGCAGCAGGGGACACAGUGUGCUCAGAGUGUGGAUUAGUAUUAGAAUCCCAUUCAAUUGACGAGACAUCAGAGUGGCGAACAUUUGCAAAUGAAUCGGGUGACAAUGACCCUGUUCGUGUGGGUGGACCCUCUAAUCCAUUGCUAGCUGAUGGAGGUCUCUCCACUGUUAUUGCUAAACCUAAUGGCGGGUCUGGAGAUUUCUUGUCUUCUUCUUUAGGGAGGUGGCAGAAUAGAGGCUCGAACCCUGAUCGCGGUUUGAUUAUGGCUUUUAAAACCAUUGCUACCAUGUCUGAUAGGUUGGGGCUUGUUGCAACAAUCAAGGACCGGGCCAAUGAGAUUUAUAAAAGGGUGGAAGAUCAGAAGUCUAGUAGAGGAAGAAAUCAGGAUGCCUUAUUGGCUGCUUGCCUCUACAUUGCUUGUCGACAAGAAGACAAGCCACGUACAGUAAAGGAAAUUUGCUCCGUCGCCAACGGAGCCACAAAGAAGGAAAUUGGCCGAGCAAAAGAAUAUAUAGUAAAACAACUGGGGUUGGAGACAGGUCAGUCAGUGGAGAUGGGAACAAUACAUGCUGGGGACUUCAUGAGGCGUUUCUGUUCAAAUCUUGGGAUGAAUAAUCAAGCAAUGAAAGCUGCCCAAGAAUCUGUGCAGAAGUCGGAAGAGUUUGACAUAAGGAGGAGUCCCAUAUCAAUUGCGGCAGCAGUCAUAUAUAUUAUAAGUCAGCUUUCAGAUGACAAGAAGCUUCUUCGAGAUAUUUCACAGGCAACUGGAGUUGCCGAGGGGACAAUCCGAAACUCCUACAAAGAUCUGUAUCCCCACAUUUCAAAGAUAAUACCAGGCUGGUAUGCCAAAGAAGAGGAUCUCAAAAAUCUUUGCAGUCCUUGAAUUUAUGUAGCAGAUAAUAAUGGAAAUAAUCUACACUUUUUAAUUUCUUUGGAGCAUUCAAUCUUUGAUCUAUUGUAUUAUAAGGCUUUUUGUUCUCAUUUUCUUCAAA